Molecule: messenger RNA, 5106 nt
Organism: Scophthalmus maximus (turbot)
Lineage: Eukaryota; Metazoa; Chordata; Actinopteri; Pleuronectiformes; Scophthalmidae
Gene: sec31b
Product: SEC31 homolog B, COPII coat complex component
Exons: 25
Coding region: 184-3825 (1213 amino acids)
Biological process (GO): COPII-coated vesicle cargo loading; endoplasmic reticulum organization; intracellular protein transport
Cellular component (GO): endoplasmic reticulum exit site; COPII vesicle coat
Molecular function (GO): structural molecule activity; protein binding
Source: RefSeq, a predicted model, not a curated record
CGGCCACCGUAGCGCUGUGACAACACGGCAAAGCACUUUGGUCGGACUCCGCCUGUGGCUAAGCUGUUAGCGCCUAAGUAGCUUCUCAGCUCGUCGUGGAUGCGGACAGUCGCGGCUGUGCUAGACAUUUGACUGGAGUCUGAGCGUCUGUCCGGGACUUGAAACCUUUGUGAUUGGAGGAAGAUGAGGCUGAAAGAGAUCCAGAGGACUGCCCACCAGGCCUGGAGUCCUGCAGGACACCAUCCCAUCUGCCUGGCCUUAGGAACGUCGGCACAGCAGCUCGAUGCCUCUUUCAACACCACAGCUGCCCUGGAGAUAUUUGAGACAGACUUUUCGGACCCCUGUCUUGAUAUGCAGCUGAAAGGGUCGUUACCCACCGCAAACAGGUUGCACAGCAUUGUAUGGGUGAACUUUGGAAUGGGAGAAGAUGGUAUAGGAGGAAGACUGAUUGGUGGCAGUGAAAAUGGCACAUUGACUGUAUAUAACCCAGAGGAGAUAAUGAGCUCUGGAGCGGACGCAGUCGUGGGACAGUCUGACAAACACACUGGGCCCGUUCGGGCUCUCGAUUUCAACCCCUUUCAGAGUAAUCUGCUCGCAUCAGGAGCAAAUGAUUCAGAGAUAUACAUCUGGGAUCUAAACAACUUCAACAGUCCAAUGACACCCGGAGCAAAGACACAGCCUGCUGAAGACGUCAGUGUCGUGUCCUGGAACAGGCAGGUUCAGCACAUCCUGGCCUCUGCCAACCCAAGUGGGAAAGCCGUCGUGUGGGACCUGAGAAAGAACGAGCCCAUUAUCAAGAUCAGUGACCACAGCAACAGGAUGCACUGUUCAGGAAUGCUCUGGCACCCAGACGUGGCCACUCAAUUGGUGUUGGCCUCCGAAGAUGACAGACUGCCGGUCAUCCAAAUGUGGGACCUCCGUUUUGCCACAUCACCCCUCAAAGUCUUUGAGAACCACACAAGGGGAAUUCUGUCCAUAUCCUGGAGCCAAGCCGACUCUGAGCUCCUGCUGAGUAGUGCUAAAGACAACCGCAUCCUCUGCUGGAAUCCGAACACUGGAGAGGUAAUUUACGAGCUUCCAACGACAAACCAGUGGUGUUUUGACGUUCAGUGGUGCCCCAGGAAUCCAGCACUGCUUUCAACAGCAUCGUUUGAUGGUAGAAUCACGGUCUACUCUGUGAUGGGAGGGAGCUUGAAGGCUCAGCAGCAAAGCGCAGCUGAUAAGAUAUCCUCCUCAUUUGAUACAAUGGAUCCCUUUGGUACAGGGCAGGUGCUCCCUCCCCUGCAAGUUCCUCAGCCAACCAUGCAGGACACCAUAGUUCCCCCUCUGAAGAAGCCACCUAAGUGGGUGCGCAGGCCAGUGGGGGCUUCCUUUGCUUUUGGUGGAAAACUGAUAACCUUUGAGAAUACCAAACUGCCUCCAGCGCAGAGCCCCCAACCCGUCCCCCGGCAAGUGUUUAUGAGCCAGGUUACCACGGAGACAGAGUUCCUACAACGCUCCAGGGAGUUGCAAGCGACGCUGCAGGCGGGUUCCUUCAACAACUACUGCCAGGCCAAGAUUCAGAACGCCAAGUCCGAUGCUGAGCAGGACAUAUGGAAGUUCCUUCUGGUUAAUUUUGAGGAUGAAGCCCGCAUUAAAUUCCUCAGACUUCUGGGUUUCAGCAAAGAUGAAUUAGAGAAAAAGAUUUCAAAAUGCCUGGGGAACAAUUUUCAACACAACGGACACGGAGUCGAUGCCAAAGAUCUGGCAGAAAAGAUGCAGCGGCUUUCCACCGAGAGGUCGGAUGACUCCGCUGCUGUUGGUGACGCCGCUCGAACAUCAGGUUCUGUUUCACCAGCAGACUUCUUCAGUCGGACCCCGAAGGAAAACUCAAACUUCCAGAUCCCUGUAUCGUGUGAUACUGAUGGGUUGAUAAGCCAGGCGCUGCUGGUCGGUAACUUUGAGGGGGCUGUGGAUCUGUGUCUUAAUGAUGGUCGCUACGCGGAAGCCAUCCUCCUCUCCAUCAGUGGAGGAGAAGAGCUGCUCAAGAAAACUCAGCAAAAAUACCUGAGCAAGCAAAAGAACAGCAUUUCAAUGCUUAUAUCAUCGGUGGUCACCCAGAACUGGCGAGACAUUGUACAAAGCUGCGAGUUGGACAACUGGAAGGAGGCUCUUGCCGCUCUUCUGACUUAUGCUCACCCUGAAGACUUUGCCCGCCUGUGCGAUACGCUGGGAGGUCGGUUGGAGUGUGAGGGGACAGAGAAGCGCUGCCUGCAGGCCUGUCUGUGUUACAUCUGCUCUGGGAACGUUGAGAAGCUGGUGGAGUGCUGGGCCUUGCAUAGAGACUGCUCUUCCCCUCUUGGCUUAGAGGAUCUGGUUGAGAAAGUGAUGAUGCUGCGCAAGUCAAUCGAGCGCCUGCGGAACAGCGAGGUUGCAGUCCAGAGCCCCGUCCUGGCCGAGAAGCUCACCUGCUACGCCGGAAUCCUCGCUGCAGAGGGCAGCCUGUCCACCGCCAUGACCUACCUGCCUGAGAACUCUGACCAGCCUGGGAUCACGAUGCUGAGAGACAGGCUGUUCCACGCUCAGGGAGAAGUUGCCGUUGGACAGCAGCCUCCAGAUUCCUUCAACAGAGUAAAUGUGUCGACAGCCAAGACUGCUCCUGCUGCUCAGGCUCCCGCACCAAAAGCACAAAUUAUGAGUCAGUACCAGCCCUCUGCCCCUUCCCAGGUGGCUGCACAAUCGCAGCCUCCUAUGCCGUCGGUUUUUACCCGACAAGCUCCUCCAACCAACACUGGGCCUGGUCUGCCGCCCUCCUCUCAUGUCCUGCCGCCCGGUGCAGCCCGCCCUGCCAUGAGGCCCUCCUACCCACAACACCCUGCUCCGGCUCCAGGUUUCCUUCCUCCUCAGCCAUUCCAGCCUCAUCCCAUGUCUAUGGGCGGACCCUCUGCUUUCCCUCCUCCUGGUCCCUCUAUGCCAGCUGCCAGCUUAUCAGGACCUCCGUUACCGCCUUCUUCAUCGACCCCCGGAGGUCUGCCCCCCAUGCCAAGCCCUGGGGUGCCGCCAACGGGCUUCAUGCCAUCUACCUCUUUAGCCGCAAGCUUCAUGCCACCCAGCUCCCAGCCAGGAGCCCCGGUUCCCAUGUACCCUGGGGGCCCCCACAAUCAGGGGCCUGCACCCCCAAUGACAUCUGGUCCCUAUGCUCCUCUUGGAUCAGGGUAUCCACAGGGAGGCCCCGGAGCUCCUGCAGUCAAGCCCUACCCAGGCCCUGCUGUUGCUCCUCCUCCUACAGGAGCUCAUGAAGGCUGGAAUGACCCACCAGCAGUCCGAGGUGGACCCAGGAAGAAGAAGGUCCCUGAUAACUACACUCCGCCAGCACCAAUCACAGCCCCUGUGAUGGGAUUCCCAGUGGACGCCCCUCAGCCUCACGACCACGCCCAGGUCCCCCCCGGAGCCCCUCAGGAGCCCAGCGUCAAGCUCCUCCAGCAGCUGCCUGCAGAAAGGGUGGAGCAGAAAGAAAUCCCCGCUGAGCACAUGGUCCUCAAGUCCACCUUCGACAGCCUGGUGCAGCGCUGCCAGCUCGCAGCGGGAGACCCUCAAACGAAAAGGAAACUUGAUGACGCAGCCAAGCGUUUGGGAUUCCUCUAUGACAAGCUGAGGGAGCAGUCGCUCUCCCACAACAUCCUGAACGGGCUCCACGAGAUCAGCCGCUGCGUGGCGAGCCAGAACUACCAGCGCGGCCUGGAGGUCCACACCCAGGUGGUCACCAGCAGCAACUUCAGCGAGAUCUCCGCCUUCAUGCCCAUCCUCAAGGUGGUCAUGACCAUCGCUAACAAGCUGGGCGUCUAACCCCCCACCCCUCCCGGGAGCUCCACCAACCAGACUUCAGUGUUAUCAUUUUGUUAUAUAUGUAUUUAUUUCUCCUGAUGACGUGCUUUCAUAAUGAGAAUAGCUACCAAUAAUAUUUGCAGAUUGUGAUCUUUGUCACUCUGUACGUGCUCCCUCUUCCUGGGGGACGCGGCUGAUUUGGGCAGUGAGGUGGGAUUUCUUUGGGGGGCUAGAGAUUUGUCGAUUGUUGCUGUGGUUAUUUUACAAUAAGAUGAAUGUAUUCUGAAAGUUGUGAUUCUGUGUAAAUUCAACAGUCGAUGUGAUAUACGAAGUAAGUUUGAAUGGAGCCGGUGCUUGUAACUGAAAACAAGUUGGUGCGUUUUCAUCGUCCACUUUACGCUCCUCUAACUCACAUUUGGGACUGAAUCGACUGAAUGCAUGCAGUGCCCCUCCGGCUGCAGAAACAAAACAUCCGGCACUAGCAACUCCAAUUGCUGUAGUAGGGGUAAGACUUUUGCGCUUAUUAUUCAACUGUUAGUGAACUUGGUUUGAGGGAGAAACGGACUGAUGCUCGUGGUUGUUUUACAGAGCGAGUAUUGUUGCACAACAGGCAUCAGAAGCAUUUAAAAACAAAACAAAAAAACUCACACUGAUUGUUCUCUUCACCUGCUGUAACAGAUUGUGUCCAGUUCAUCGUUGUGCCAUGAGGGGUUUUGGGCCAAAGCACUGCAGAAGGAAAUCAUACAGUGAUUGUCAAUUUUUUUUUUUCCUCUGUCUCAUUAUGAACUCAGCCCUAAUAGCUCUGUCAUUUCCUGAUGGUUAGUGUGAAUGAAAUGACUUUCCUCCUAUUGCCCUCAGACCUGCGUCAGUGUGCAUGUGUUCCGCGUCGACUCCUCUGACUGCUGAGUUCACCUGGCAGCUCGCGAAAAAAAAAAAUAACUUCCACUUAAUGUCGGGACUGAAAAAAUGAAUUGACAUCGUCGCCCGCUCCUAAUGUUAAAGAUGCUUCUCCUCAUCUCUCUGCCCAGUCCCUCUGUCUUUCAUCCUUUUGUAACUCUGAAUGACAUUUUUUUUUAUUAUGAUUUAAAUCAUAGUUGUUUUAGAUAUGAUCAUACAAUAUCAAUGAAUACUCUUAGGCGUGUAGCUGGACAUGCAGCUGGACAGUUUGGUUUAUCAUGGCAGCAGAAAGGCAGUAAAGUGCCUCGGUGUGCUCAAUUUGGUUGCACAGAUAUUUAUACAAUCCACGUCGCUUACUUUACUCAUUUCCGUAUCUUUUUUCAAAUAAAAUUCCUCUUCAAAGGG